AUGGAAUCUUAUCUGCUUUCGGGCUUAUUCCUUGGUUUUGUGAUGGUGAACAUGUUAUUUGCAAGUGGAGGAGGACAAGAUGUUAGCUUCUCUCAGAACUACAACGUUGGUUGGGGCCAUUUUUCCAUCAACAAUAAAGGGGGUGGAUUUGAGUCUAAAUUGCAUCUUCUAUCUGGAUUAAUUAACUGGAGAAUCAAACUUCCGGAAAGCAAAUCACCAGGAGUUAUUACCGCCUUCUAUCUAACUUCAAAGGAAGCUCAACACGAUGAGAUUGACUUUGAAUUCAUAGGUACUAAUGGACCGCCUUAUCGAUUGAGUACGAAUGUAUUCACAAAAGGAGUCGGGGGCCGGGAGCAAUCGUUUAAUCUUUGGUUUGAUCCAUCCGCCGAUUUCCAUUCCUAUACGAUUCUUUGGAACCAAUAUCAAGUAGUGUUUUUCGUGGACGAAGUACCGAUCAGAGUGUUCAAGAACCUGGGGAACCCAGGGAACUACCCAACGCAAGGGAUGCUAGUGGAAGGUUCGCUGUGGGACGGCGGGGCGUGGGCCGGGAAGAUCGACUGGUCCAAGGCCCCGUUCCGAGCCCGAUUCCAAGGCUUCGACGUUGACGGGUGCGUCGUGUCCGACCCUUCGAAGCCGGGAAGCUGCGGCUACACUCACGGAAGUGCAUGGGCGCAACAAAAGACCCUAAACGCGGCUCAAAUGACGCGAUACCAAAAUGCGAGGAGCAAAUACUUAAAUUACGACUAUUGCAAGGAUAGGAGUAAAUAUCCUCAGCCUCCUCCCGAAUGCAACGCACAGAUAGGAAUUUGAGUAAA
Rhodamnia argentea is the source of this 815-nucleotide messenger RNA. Its product is annotated as xyloglucan endotransglucosylase/hydrolase protein 2-like. Gene Ontology annotation, biological process: cell wall biogenesis; xyloglucan metabolic process. The transcript is spliced from 4 exons. Bases 1 to 810 code for a protein of 269 amino acids. Gene Ontology annotation, molecular function: xyloglucan:xyloglucosyl transferase activity; hydrolase activity, hydrolyzing O-glycosyl compounds. NCBI's taxonomy places the organism in Eukaryota, Viridiplantae, Streptophyta, Magnoliopsida, Myrtales, Myrtaceae. The record is from RefSeq and is a predicted model, not a curated record. Gene Ontology annotation, cellular component: apoplast; cell wall.